CCUCCCGCAGCCAGUCCCGAGAGCUCCGCGUCCCCGCUGCUGUCUUCUACCGCCCGGCCGGAUCGGAUCCGAGUCGGAGCAUGGAACCAGGGCAGCCCCGGGAAGCCCGCGAACCCGGGCCAGGGGCAGAGACCGCUGCGGCGCCGCGCUGCGAAGAAGCCAAGACUUUCUAUGACAACCUCUCGCCCAAGAAGAAACCCAAAUCGCCAAAGCCUCAGAACGCGGUCACCAUCGCUGUGUCCUCCAGAGCCUUGUUCCGAAUGGACGAGGAACAGAGGAUCUACACAGAGCAGGGCGUAGAGGAGUAUGUGCGAUACCAGCUGGAGCACGAGAAUGAGCCCUUCAGUCCCGGGCCCGCCUUCCCCUUUGUGAAGGCCCUGGAGGCUGUGAACAAGCGACUUCGGGAGUUGUACCCCGAUAGUGAAGACAUCUUUGACAUUGUCCUCAUGACCAACAACCAUGCUCAAGUGGGAGUUCGCCUCAUCAACAGCAUCAACCAUUAUGACCUGUUCAUUGAGCGUUUCUGCAUGACGGGUGGGAACAGCCCCAUCUGCUACCUCAAGGCCUACCACACCAACCUCUACUUGUCAGCUGAUGCCGACAAAGUGAGAGAAGCCAUCGAUGAGGGGAUUGCAGCUGCCACCAUCUUCAGCCCCAGCAAGGAUGUGGUUGUGUCCCAGAGUCAGCUCCGCGUGGCCUUCGAUGGGGACGCAGUACUCUUCUCCGAUGAGUCAGAGCGCAUCGUCAAGGCCCAUGGGCUGGACAGAUUCUUUGAACAUGAGAGGACCCAUGAGAACAAACCUUUGGCACAGGGCCCCCUAAAGGGCUUCCUGGAAGCACUGGGUAGACUGCAAAAGAAAUUCUACUCCAAAGGCUUGCGGCUGGAGUGCCCGAUUCGCACUUAUUUGGUGACAGCGCGCAGUGCAGCCAGUUCUGGAGCCCGGGCCCUCAAGACCCUGCGCAGCUGGGGCCUGGAGACGGAUGAGGCCUUAUUCCUAGCCGGAGCACCCAAGGGCCCCCUUCUUGAGAAGAUCCGUCCACACAUCUUCUUUGAUGACCAGAUGUUCCACGUGGCUGGAGCUCAGGAGAUGGGCACCGUGGCGGCCCACGUGCCUUAUGGUGUGGCUCAGAAUCCCCGGCGGGCCGCCGCGGCCGCUAAGCAGUCACUAGGCGCACAGUAGCCGAGCCACCUUGCUCCAGGCGCCUGUCACACUUCUGAACCUCUUCCGGUGAACUUUUCUGGCUCCACCCUCCUGCAUGACGCCGUCAUCCCUCCGCGCCAGGUACUCUUAGAAAGCUACGACGACAGAGCCAGAAGUCUUGAAAUCCCUCGAAAUGGGAAAUGUGUACAGUGCUGCACACAGGCUCUGUGUGUGUUUUCCCAUGGUUUAGAAACCACACGCUGACCUUUUGCUUGCUGUGAUUUGCUAACCUGAGCCAUGGAAAGCUGCUACGUGGAAGGUUUGUCUGAAGAAGGGAGGAAAAGUUGUCCACAUGCAAGUUCUCCUGUAGCCAGCAGGGGGCACUGCAGGCUCUCCCUGGAGAAGGCUUUAGCGGUUUACCAACUCUCGAGGUUUCCUUUGCCUUCAGCUUUUAGGCAAAGUUCAGUUAGUCCUGUCUGCCCGUGUCCUCACCUCGGUCCUGGGUCUGCCGGUCACUUCCACCUGCCAUGCUGUAAGGAAGUUCUCCUAGCAGAGAAAGAACUCUAGUCCCAAAUUUGGAGAAAGCAUAGGCUCUGAAGCAAGUCGUUGUCCAGGCUGAAGCUGAGGUGUAGGUGUUACAGAAGUGGGAAGUGUCAGGACUGUUCUGAAAGCAAAGAUGCUAGGGAAGUGAUAGCUCAGAGAGGAGCGAGCUGAACUUGUACCAGCACGAUUCUGUUGUGGAUAGUGAAGAGAAGCCAGUCAGAGCUACCCUGGAAGCGAUAAACUGCCAUUGGGUGCUGUGCAAAGGAUUCUGGGAUGAGAUGACCUCCCUGAGAGGUACCAGCGAUUACUCCAUCUCAUGAAUCUCUGUAGCCCUUUCUUCCCCACAUGAUGAGUGAUGGUCCAUCUCCUCUUUUGCUAAGCAGCCCUGGCACUCAGAAGGGUGGAAGAGUGGAUGGUUGGUCCCCUUUGAAGACAAGAAGGGGCAAGCAGACAUGAUUGUGCGCACUGAUUGCCUGGCUCCCACAGAGACUUCAGCAAUGAUGGAAGCCAGAAGCAUCAUCAGAGGGCCAGGAGCUGAGGAGGGCCCGAGGAGAGGGGCCUGGAGGUAGGGUGAAGGGCAUCCGGGGACUCUAACCUCUGCCCUUCUGGGCAUUUGAAUCGGGAUCUGAAUGAGUGCAUGCCCUGGGCAGUGUGUCCCAGGGUGACAGCUGCAGGAAGGAGGAAAAAGAAGAUGCAAGGACUCCCGGAUAUGAGCACCAGCUUGGGCCAGAAGAGAAACCCUGGGCCAGGCUUGCGCUGCCGUCUCUGUGGCAUGCAGAUGCUAUUCCUGGAAGGGAUGUGAGGUUGGCACCCACCACAGCUGCUUUACGGAGCCACUGGAAUUAUUGCAGCCAGUAGGGCAUGUGGCAAAGGUAUCUUUACACACGGUUGUGCUCAUCAUUUUAACCAGGACAUCAGAGGAGGCCUCGAAGCAGAACAAAGUCUGUAAGGGGGUUCCUGUGCUACUGGCACCCCACGCCUGGCCAGAGAUGCUGUAUGACUGAGAGCAUGCGCAGAGACAGGAAACGGGGGAAGAGAGGAGGUUCAGCCUGCAGGCAUUCUCCAUCUUCACUGGAUCACACUACAGCCCCUGGAAGGUCUCAGCCGAGGCUCACAGUGGUCACAAGAAGCUUAUAAGGAUGUGCAGAGUGGAGGCUCACAGACUGUCCUUAGGUUGUCCAGUCAGAAAAGACAUGCGUACUGUGAAGACAGCACUGGGUGUUGUUGAAUUCGGGAUCUGGGAUGCAUGCCCAGGGCCCGGUCAUGAAGGCUGCAAACCCUCCCAGGUUUCCUAGGUAACGGGCAUGGUGCCGUGCCAGAGCAAGAAGAUAAGGUGCAGUGAAGGGCUGUGGCUUUCAUUGGAGCCACUGUUGAUAGCACCGUGCGGAACGGUCCAAAUUCUAUUAUUGAAACCGCAGAUGAGCAUCUCAAGCCCAGACAAAAGCUUCUGGAGCUGGAACAACAGACCAGAAGUCCUGAGGGCAGGCUCUUGCUGUCUGACUGCAACCAGACAGUCCUCCUGGUGGCCUCGGGAGCCGAAGAGGGGCCUGGCAGCAUGAAGCUUUAUGUGUUGUGUUACCAGGAGAUUUACUGAGCGAAGAAGCCCCGGGCAAAGCCUUAGAAGGCAGCACUGGGGUGGAGGAGCCCCGCCCCCAGAACACUGGACCCCUUUAGCUGGAAGCGCUGCAUCCCUAGGUCUGGCAGAGCACUCCUCCUAGAAAGUGCUUGCCAACAGAAUUCCAGGCCCAGUGGAACUGUCACUCAGCAGAACAGUAGCUCUGUUUGUUAUUAAGUGUGGAGACUGCUAAGAUUACUCCAGAACUCCCUGCAGGGGAGGGAGAUGUAGCUGGGCAUCUGGCUCAGUCGGUAGAGCGCUUGCCUACUGAAUCCAAAAGCCUGGAUUCAACUAAACAGCAAUCAAUACUUAGGGUAGGCGGGAUGGCGCACACACCUAUACUUCCAAUGCCAGAGAGAUGAAGGCAGGAGGAAUCGAAAGGCCAAGGUCAGCUGCGCAGCUAGUCCGGAUUACAUGAGACCCCAUCACAAAAAGAAGGAAGCAAACUUUCCCCUACAUGAUGGCCCAGCUGCAUUCGUGAAAAUGUAGCAGAAUAUGCUAGAAAGAAAAUAGAAGCUAGCAUGAUGUUCAAAUCCAAAAUGGACUUGAUGUCACACCUCUAUUUAAUCAGUGAGUAUCCUUGCAGUCAAAGCAAUGAUCAGAAUAUCAAAUUGGCAAAUAGCUCUGCCCAAGUCCCUGGGUAUCCCUUGGUAGCAUCAGCUGCCUACACCCCACUGCUGGAAAUGCAUCUUACAGUAAUCCAGCCUGCCUGUGGAUGUGCCCGUACCGUGGCCCAUGUCUACUCCCUUGAGGUAUCCAGACCAUACAGAUUUGGGGAACUACCAUAACUUGCUCAGUUACCCAGCUAGCAGAUGUCAGUGCUGGGACAACCAAGUCACGCUCACAACGGAAUGUUCCAGAAUCCACUACAAAUAUGGCAAGCUGUCCUAUCUACUGUCAUAGUUGAAGUCAUCAUCCCAUCAUAGUCCCCCUUACAUAUCCCAGGCGUGGCCCCAGAUUCUGCAGGAGCGUUUCAGGCAGCCUGUCCUAGCUGGGGGUGGCAUGAGUGUUGGAACCUUGUUUACCCUUGAGGACCAUCGCUUUACAGCAGGCAUGGCAUGGUCUUUGAUGCUCCUUCGCUGAUCUGGUGGUACGACGCCAAGGAGGCCAGCGUCUCACCUGUCUCCAGCAGAAGAUGAUGAUGAGAAAGAGGAAGAUGAGGAUGAGGAUGACCACUGGCCUCAUGGCUGGCAAUUUCUCUGAAAAGGGUACCUGUGACAGUGUCCUGGGUUCUAUCGACCCUUAAGACAAGGCGCAGAAACCUCUCCUGCCAGUAGGUGACACUGCAGGCUGGCGCUCAGCUGUGCCUGUGGUUUAUUUUUCUCUCCUACUAAGCUCCUGAUUAUUGUGCAGGACUCUGGCAGCCAAAAGGGACUUCAGGUGCUGUGACAACGUUCAUGAAGCAUCUCUGUAUGAUGAGCUGAUGACUCUCACCAAAAACCACUGUGAUGGUGCGUAUGGAGAAAUAUUUAUGAAUGCGUGCCUCUGUACAGACUGAGUAUGUGUUUAUAGGCGUGACAGCUCGUAUUUCUCUGCUGAUGAUCUGCUGAUGGCUCUGUGUGCACAAGUGUGUCUGUGUCUCUGUGUAUCACGCACACUUGCAAGCUUGGCGUGUGUACAGAUGGUUCUGUUAUUUGGGAAUCCUGGGGUGACCAGCAUCACUCCUGGGGGUUCUCGUCAUCUCGUGGGCAUUGCAUGUUCAUCGCCUGCGGCCCCCCAGGCCAGGCCUCUCAGCCUUCCUCUCUCUAGCUUUCUGCUUCUGUUCCACUUCUGUUGCCUCUGACCUCUCUGUCUCCUACCCCUCCAGCUCUGCGGCUUUGGGGAGGAAGUGGCAGAAUCUGCCUCCACUGAUCAAUCUCCACACAUCUUUUCCCUCCUCCCAACAGUGCCCGGGUUAAUACGGUCCAAUUAGGGGCUAUCUUAUGGCCACCGAUGGGAAAGCUGACUUCCUUCUGGGCCUCCUGCUCUUGCCAAACAAGCUUUACCUCUGACCUUGACUGGGAAGUGUCUCCCUGACGCCCCCCACCUCACCCCCACCCAGAGACUUUAGUGAUUGAAUGAAUCAUGUUUGCAAAAUUAGAGCUUCUCUAAGAUGAAUCAAAACUCUGCAGACCCGUGUCUCACACUCCUGGACAAGACUGAAUAUGCCGUCGUGACUGUCUGCCGCUGCUCAAGGGUAGGCCUGUAGCUGACAUUGAUCACAAAGUCGCCAAGUUGCAAACACACUAUGUGGGUCAGGGGCCACAAACCUGUGUCUACAGGAACCGCACAGGAAACAGGCACAAAGGGCACUGGGCAAGGUCUUGAGAAGAAAAAUAGCACUGAGAAUCCAGCAUACCCCUGCUAUGUAGGAAUUUGGGCUGGUGGGCCCUGGUGUUCCAUCUUUUUUUGUUUUGUUUUGUUUUGUUUUCUGAGAAAUUAGAAAUCUGAACUUUCAAUUAUUGGCAACCACUUCAAGUUUAGAAAACACUGUACAGGUCAAAAGAAGCUUAUGUUGUUAGCCAAAUCCACCCUUCCAAUCUCCAGUUUGCUCAUCUGGCCACAGCCCAGUGAAUUGGGACUUUUAGACCCAAGUUACUCAGAAUGGAAGGGACAUUACUCUCAGAAUCACAGCUUGGGGGUUUAAGAGACCUUAGAGAUGCCGUAAAAUGUCCCUGGUGUUUUAAGUACUUGGGUACAAGCUGGAAGUGCACACCUGUUAUCCCAGCACUAAAGAACCUGAGAUUGGAGGAUGCUAAAUUCAAGGCCACCCUGGCCUACAUAUCAAGACUAUAUAUAUCAAAAAGCAAACAAACGUGAAUGAUGCUGGAUAUGGUUGGCGGUGCACGCCUUUAAUCCCAGCACUUCUGAGACAGAAGUAGAUGGAUCUCUGUGAAUUCAAGGCCAGCCUGUUUUACUUAGCAAGCUCUGAGAUAGUCAACACAACACAGAGAGGCCUUGUUUUAAAAAUAAAACAAGCCGGGGAGUGGCGUUCCACACCUUUAAUCCCAGCCCUUGGGAGGCAGAAGCAGGAGAAUCUCUGAAUUCAAGGCCAGCCAGAGUCUCACUCUGUCUCAGAUAUACAGAGUGAGUUCCAGGAAGCCCAGGGCUAUGCAGAGAAACCCUGUCUUGAAAACAACAAAAGUAAAAAUAAAACAAAAUAAAAACUAAAUGAAUGGACACAGACUUUAUUUUUAAAAUACACACCUAUAAACAUAACUUGCAAUUUCCUCUUUCAACAGUGUAGGAGUAAACACUACUUAGGACAAGAUCAAGGGCAAGCCCACCCCUAACAAUGGCCCCUGCCUGUCCCUGUUCUCUGCCGCCAGGGCUCCUUCUCCUGACCCAUCUGCUUGCUGUUUGGCAUAAAUCCCAAGAGCCUCCUUGGAGAGCUAGAGCAGUGCCCCCUUGUCUGUGUGACAUCCUUACCUGGGACAAGAAUGGGCACACACUCCUUUCUAGGCAGUGCUCCGUAGCCUGCUCUCAGCACGUGGUAGGGGAAGGGGGGCUGCUCUGUCCACUCCCUUCCUGGUCAUGUGGCAAAGGAUGCUACCUGCUUAUCACUGUGAGUCCCUUCCCUCAUGCUCACCCUAAGCCUUCGUUGUACAAGGGCUUCUGCUUCUUAAAAGCCAUUCAAAUAAA
Apodemus sylvaticus (European woodmouse) is the source of this 6921-nucleotide messenger RNA. RefSeq names its product 5'-nucleotidase, cytosolic IA (gene Nt5c1a). Gene Ontology annotation, biological process: nucleotide metabolic process; adenosine metabolic process. Bases 81 to 1181 code for a protein of 366 amino acids. Lineage: Eukaryota; Metazoa; Chordata; Mammalia; Rodentia; Muridae. The record is from RefSeq and is a predicted model, not a curated record. Gene Ontology annotation, molecular function: 5'-nucleotidase activity; magnesium ion binding; nucleotide binding. Gene Ontology annotation, cellular component: cytosol; cytoplasm. The transcript has 6 exons.